AUGUCCCUUUCCAGGGAUGAUUGUCUGAAGUGCCGCAAGCUUGGCGAAGGGUGCACAGCCGAUGUGUACCUCCUCCAGAGACCGAAUGGCGAGGAGAGCGUCGUCAAGGUGAUCCCUGUGGGCAGCGAACGGAACAUUUACGGCGAGCUACCUAUGCCGCUUGCCAACAUCAUUACCGAAGGGGUCAUAACAAGAGAGCUAAGCAACUUGCGCCUUGGUCAGAUGAACCAGACGUCAACUUUCAUCAAGCUGAAGAGGGCUUCACUGGCCUCAGCAGCCUUCCACGCCUGGUCCAGGAGCGCCACUUGGGCAUCCUUUUCCUCGCUGGGCACCAUCCAGCAGCUGGAAAGCAUAUUCUUGCAGGUGGCCUGCUCGCUGGCUGUGGCCGAGCUGGAGCUCGAGUUCGAGCACCGCGAUCUUCACUGCGACAAUGUUCUGGUGAAACGCACAGAGCAGGACUGCAUCAAAUUCAUGCUGAAUGGUCGAGAACUGCUGGUGCGCACUGCCGGCGUCAAGGCUUCAAUCAUUGACUACACACUGUCGCGCAUGCGCAAAGGCAGGGAGGUGGUGUACACAGAUGUGUCGCAUGACACGGCGCUUUUCAAGGGCAUCGGGAGUUCCCAUGAUGACUGGGAAGCGUAUCACCCGCGCACCAAUGCCCUGUGGCUCUCCUACCUGCUGCAUAAGUUGACCGACAAGCUGCCCAGGACGAAGCAAGCCGCAAAGGUGUCCACUAGUGGUGGCCGACUGGCCUCCUGGGCGGACGCAUUGCUGGCGCUGCCAUCAGCUGAGGCGUUAGUGGUCGAGCACGUGGCUCUCCAGCUCGAACGUAAGGCCGAGGUGCUCCCGGAAGAGAGGCGCAGAAAAGGGCCGCAGACCAAAGAGCCGGACGCCAGGAGCACCCGGACGCGCUACGCGUUGCGGUGGAUUCCGUCACAAAGGAAGAUCAAAGACUUCCUCAACCAGUUCAUGCGAUGA
This is a messenger RNA of Rhipicephalus microplus (southern cattle tick), 978 nucleotides long. Its product is annotated as serine/threonine-protein kinase haspin. Gene Ontology annotation, cellular component: cytoplasm; nucleus. Gene Ontology annotation, biological process: mitotic cell cycle; protein phosphorylation; intracellular signal transduction. Gene Ontology annotation, molecular function: ATP binding; histone H3T3 kinase activity. The record is from RefSeq and is a predicted model, not a curated record. Lineage: Eukaryota; Metazoa; Arthropoda; Arachnida; Ixodida; Ixodidae.